This is a messenger RNA of Lindgomyces ingoldianus, 1511 nucleotides long. RefSeq lists its product as uncharacterized. Gene Ontology annotation, cellular component: fungal-type vacuole; vacuolar membrane. The transcript has 4 exons. Gene Ontology annotation, molecular function: L-cystine transmembrane transporter activity. NCBI's taxonomy places the organism in Eukaryota, Fungi, Ascomycota, Dothideomycetes, Pleosporales, Lindgomycetaceae. Gene Ontology annotation, biological process: L-cystine transport. The record is from RefSeq and is a predicted model, not a curated record. Bases 211 to 1071 code for a protein of 286 amino acids.
CGCUCAGCCAGAAGCGACGUGACCAUGGCUUUUCGCGCAUUUUGUCUUGAUUUUGCUUUUCUCAGCGGCUGAGCGCACGCGUGCCACAGGCGUAUUCUGCACGCUUCGAAUCCUACUCAAUCAGCGCUUCCCUCAAAGCCGCCGUCCUCGGCCUCUUCAUGUUCAACCAGGGCCAACCCCAGUCAUCCUUCCCUGAAUACUUCUCCGAGGAUGUCGGAAUCAGACUCGGAGCUUGUUCUCUUUGCUAAGGCAGUCUCCAGACUUUUGGGAUGGAGCUACGUUCUGUGCUGGUCCUUGUCCUUCUAUCCGCAACCGAUCCUAAACUGGAGACGAAAAAGCACCCAAGGACUUGCUAUCGACUUCCCUACCUGUAACGUCCUCGGCUUCGUAGCCUAUUCCAUCUCGACCGGCGCGUUCCUGUACUCCCCAGCUAUUCGAUCACAGUAUGCGUAUAGACAUUCCGCGUCGCCAGAACCUACUGUUCGAUUCAACGACUUCCUUUUUGCAGCCCACGGCGCGGUGCUGUGCAUCAUAAUCUACAGCCAAUUCUACACGUGGAUUUGGGGUUUCAAUGUCGGUGCUAGACAAAAAGCAAGUAGGGUCGUCCUCGGCAUCUUCUGGGGCUCUAUCCUUGGUAUACUGGUUGUUAUAUUCAUCGUGCGCACAAGAGGCAAAAAUGCAGGAUACGACCCUUCAAGCUGGGCGUGGCUGGACGUGAUAUAUGCUUUGGGCUAUGUCAAGCUCAUAGUGACUGUCAUCAAAUACAUACCCCAGGUGUUCGUUAACUACAAACGGAAAUCGACAGUCGGCUGGAGCAUCGGGCAGAUUCUCCUCGACUUCGCAGGCGGGGUUCUCAGCAUCGCGCAGCUUGUCAUCGACUCGUCUCUUCAAAACGACUGGAGUGGGCUUACAGGAAACCCUGUGAAAUUUGGAUUGGGAAAUAUCUCCAUCGCCUUUGACAUCAUCUUUAUCUGCCAGCACUUUAUCUUUUACCGAACCUCCGCCAAGGAUAUAGAGGAGGAAGAAUGGCCAAACGAGAGGCAGGGUCUCUUAGCACCGCGCAUAUACUAAUCUUUCAUAAGUCUUAUCAUCUAAUGCGGAACAUGCUAGGGUGAUCCAGGACAGAACUUUGCAUCCUUUCAACUGUCUCCCUGUCUCCCUGAUUAUGGCAGGAGGGAUAACAUUUAGACUCUCCGCUGGUCCUGUUCCCUGUUCUGCGAUAGCACGGCGGCUGGUUACUCAAUCAGGACAGCCUCCUCAACUACUUCUCGAAGACAUGCACGUUUCCGCUAUUGGAUGGACAAGUUGGGAAAGGAUCAAACGACACACAGGGCGGGAUGUUGGGUCGAGACAGCGUACUCCAUGCAUUGCUUGCAUAAAGCGAGUCAACGUCCUUGCGACACAGUCAGGGAGCAGCCAAGUCAAUAUAUUUUAGGUUUCUGGCAGGCGUUGGAGUUGUGAGCCGUAAGUUUGAAUAAGGACAAGGACAUGCCGAUCAUGUUCAUUCUGUU